GCAUGCGCAGUUUCUCUCAAGUUUCGUAUUGACUGAGUCAGCUGCACAAGUUUUCCCAGUUUUCAAGUUUUUCAAUUGUACUUAGUCCGUCAGACAGAACUUGGAAGUAUUUGGGUGAUAUUUUAAGAGUAGGGGAGUGGAGCGUGAAACUGCUAUGGGUUUGUGAAACGUUACAGUGAUAUGAAAACGUAUCCGUCAUGGAAAAACGUAGUUUUGUCCAUAAUCACGAUUAUAUUAUGGACCAGGGUGGAUGGCGGACGAAGGUUAGGGCGGAAAACACAAUUUUCCUCCGCCCCUAGACAGGGUUUGUUAAGCCCCAAAUCGCUGCCCCUGAAAGGAGAUGGAGUACUUGGCAACGCAGGCCAGGAGAUACCCGGAGAGGAUGCAGAAUUUGUUGCAGGAUCUUUUAUUUUGACGCAACGAGCUCUUGAUGAAGCUCCAUACAGAUACAGCUCAUUCUUAACUCAGGCUCUGGAGGCUAUGGAGAUGAAAGAACCUCCGACGAAAUCUGACGAAGAGAAUUGUAAUGUUAGAUAUAGAAUAGAACCGUCAGGAAGGAGAAGCACAAUCAACAUCCUGGAUAAUAGUUUAGAAGUUAAACUACUGAGAAACAAUACUGUAACUAUAUCUGCUAGCUUAGAUGUUGCUGUCCCUGCUCGAACAUGGAUCUGGAAAGGAAUCAAUUUUGGUUUCCUGGGUUGCAUGAAGAUCUCCAGCUGUGGGGGUCAGAUCGUGACCUACGGGGCACAUAUAGCCAUGAAGGUCGCCUUCCAGGUUCUCUGGGACGAGGAGAAGAAGAAGAUCGGGGUGUUUAUUAAACCUGUAGAAACAAAUCUUUCAUCGGUCAACGUCGUGGGAUGCAAACCUCCCUGGUAUCUAUGGUGGUUUAAAGCGUGGCAAGAGAUGUUGAAUACAGGGGUACAGACGGCCUUUCAGGAUUUCGCUGACAGUUACUCCCACAGUCUCACCAUCCCCACCGAGAUGACAGUUCACAAGAACAUGUUCAUUUCGUACAAGGUGACCAACUUGAUCUGGUCCGAGGACUUCGUGGCAUUCGAGGCCACCUCCACCUUCAAGGCGCUGGUUGGGAGCAAGAAUAUCACAUUUAUUCCGGAGCAUCAGAACCAAACCUAUAAUGGUCGGAGUUCUAUACCUAUAGGACAAUGGCCCCAGAGCUCUAUGUCGGAUCAUCAAUCCCAUCUUCUGCAAGGGGUCAGGCUCUCCGGGUACUUCCUAAACUCCAUCAUGUGGUACGCCAGUAUAACCAACGUCACGGAGUACAAUGGAAACACAACCGUCCUGGAUUCCAUGAUCAACGGAACUAUCAGCUAUACCCCUCCCAUUCUACGUGUGGGUGAGGCGGGGGUUCUUAAUAUAACAAUCCCCCAGGGUAAACUCCUGGCUGUGUGUAGACCAGUAUCUGAGCUGAAUGCGACUACUGUAGUUCUAUUUAAAGCGGAGUUCACUGAUUUAGCGGGAAGUGGGAGUGUAAAACUUGCGGCGGGAAACAAGACAGGAAUUAUAAUUGAGAUUCAACAACUCGAUCUCUCCAAUAUGAAAACCAAACCAUUUGAACCAAAAUUGCCUCUCCCGGAUACAUUUGAGAGUGAGCUCAUGAAGACGGGAAUAGCCCAAUUGAGACCUAUUAUUAACCAGUAUCUUCAAGAUAAACCGAUAUAUCUCCCGGCACAGAUAUCCCCUCUUGUAGCCUACCCAGAGGUGUUUUUAAACCAAACCUCAGGAGGACUAGGAUACGCUCAGAUCCUAUCCUAUUGUACCUGUUCAGAUUUCCAAGCUCCGGGUGCAUUCUCCAAGUGUGAUGAAAGAUCCGGAUUAUGCAAACCUAAAGUAUAUAACCGGAGGAAAAGAGACUCAAUCCAGCCCGGCGGGGUUUCAAACCAAAAUUUAAACUUCAAAGACGGAACUUCAAUAUUGAACUCAACAGAUACAAGCGAGAAGCUUCCAGAGUUUGCAACUUUUCUUAAUAAAAGCUCAACAUUUCAUAAAGUAAUAGAUGUUGCAAACAACUUCAUUGAGAACCAUUUUUUUGCCAACAAAACUAAGGAGGAGGAGCAGGCAGGGAUGAUAAUAUCAAGAAACAAUCCGGUUCUGAUCGAUACAAAACCUGUUUACUUUGUUCAGUAUGAAACUAGUUUUAACUGCUCAAUGCAUAGACCGGGAGACAAUGCCAAAACCUACAAACUUACUCCGAAACCUUACUGUUCUCCUAUAACAGUUGGACAUACCGACUCGGAGUCUAAUCAAUUCUAUGUGUUUAAACCUGAUGGUUCAAGGGUUCUCUUCGGAUGUUUUGACAAGUUCUGUAAGACAUGUACAUUUGACGUGGACAUCAGGAUAAAGGACGCCUGCAUAUCCUUGCCGAACCAUGGACAAUCCUUUAUAGUCUCGGAUAACCCAGCAAGCGUUCAAAACUCGUUCUCGGAAAAUAACGGAACUGCUUCGGUCACCAUUUUCUUUGACGUGGAGAAACCCUGCGAGUUUGAAGGUGUCACUAUGGAGAAGGAAACGUCUGAGGCGAGGAUGGUUUCCUCCACGUUUGAGCUCGGGUUUGAGAACAGAGGGUGUAUCGGAAUGGCAUCCGGUGGUAAUCUGCUACUGGAGAGACUAGGAUCCAACAGCUCUGUAAGUCGGGUUAAACUAGAAUGUAACGCGGACUGUAAUUAUUGUGGUUUAGAUAUUCUAGGAAUACAAUUCGGAGAGUGUCAAAUAUUUCGUAAAUCCAGCAGGGUUCUCCUCACCAAGUCGGAGAUCCUGAUUCCCAGCUAUAUCCUGGAGAAGCAGGAGGAAGAGGAGAUGGUUUUCACCGUGGUUUUAGCAGCUAGUCUCUCCCUAGCUUUAGUAUUCACUAUCCUGGGAGUAGUGGCAACAAUCUGGUGUUGUAAGACCAGUAAAAGCGGAGAAAUGAGGAUAAACAAAUAUAAAACUAAGAUAAAGGAUAAUAUUCUCAGGUUCUCUGGUUGGUGGAGAAAAACUGUCCUUUCAUUCUGCAGUCAGCAUAUUGGAGUAAGGUUUCUAGAGUGGAGAGAUGAGGAGAGAAAGAAUAUAUUUGAAGAUAUGGUUCAAAAUGCUCUUCUGCUUAUUAAUGGUACUUGUGCAGUGAUGUUUGCUUUCGAAUGGAACUCUCCAAAUAAUCCUUUAUUUCUGUUCACAACAAAAUUGAGUUCUAAUGUUGGGAUUGGAUCCCAGGUUCUGGAAAUGUCGGAUGUUCUCCACUUUGCAACUCGUCUCAACUUCUGGACCUAUGUGUGCAACAUGGUAAACGGAGCCAUUGCUUUCUUUAUCAUUGUCGUCUGGUGUAUAACAAAAUGUGGAACAAGAGAAAGAUGGACGAAGAUUCGCCUCCUCUCCUCAACAAUGAUGCUAACAAGCAUCCUUCUAACCAUUGCUUGUCUCAUCUUCACAACCUACUUUGAUGACCUCGUGACGCUGAAGUCCAACAGUGGAUACUUCAUCACGGACAACAUCAAGAUGAGGAAGAUCACCCAGGCUAUAAUUCAGGUCACGCUCAACGGUCUCUCCCUGACCGUUAUCAGUUUCACCAUCGUGUUCCUCUUCCACGGGGUUGGCGGAGGGUUGUUCUCCGGGACCGUUCUCUUUAGAAUCCUUCAUUUAUAUUCUAAGAAGGAGAAUCUUGAGAUUCUUACAACUCUCCUGGUUAUUCUUACAAUAAUCCAACCAUUUAUCUGCCUCCACCCAGUCAUAAUCUGGUCCCAAGACUCAAAUCAUAACGCCAAGUAUCUUAUUCUAACAAUCUUUGUUUGGUUUCUCCCCCUUGGAGUUCAUCUUUUUAUCAAAGCUAUACUAAAUCAGAUAAAUAAUCGGUACAUACAAAGAUCUCCUAGUCCCACCCAACACAGCCCGGCUGAGUUGACACCUUUAAAUGUGAGACCACCAGGGAAGAAAGCUGAACUUAAGUCAAGUAAAUCAGUUCCAGCUAAUAGAAAAGAAGGAACUGUCUCUACGACCAACAGCAAGGUUUCUAGUAAGGUUAUAACUGCUGUUGAUGUUGGGAUGCAGAUAACACAACUUCUUCUUUUCCUCUCCGCUUUCUCCUUUAUCACCCAUUACAUCAUCAACACGGAGCUAGACUCACAAAAAUCCAACCUGAAAAGUUUCGUCCUCCCUGCUAUUAUAUCAGUGUUCUUCUGGAUGAUGAGUAUCUCCUACUACCUACUGGACCUCACCAUGAACGCCACCAAGGACUCCACCCCCUUGGUGUUCAAGGAUAAGGUAUCGAGAGCUAGAGAAGAAUUGCACUCCUCCCUGAAACGUCGACUGGCAGGGAUGGAUAAGCGUAAUACGGUCGGAGUAACGGCCCGUGUAGUAACCAGACCUAAAGUCCCUCCUCCACCUCCUCCUCCGAAACCGGAGUUUAAACGAACCCAGUGGAAAUCUAAAAGUCUACCCCCAGUGAAAAUGAAAUCCAGAGAAACCAAUAAUUCUGAAGAAAAAGUUAUAAAAAUAAAAGAGUUCAAUGACACCAACAUUGACGUGGAUAGAACGGAAAGCACUAAAUGUGUUCUGUCCGCGGAGAAAAUGUUGGAACCUAUGGAAAUCCAAGAAGCGGAUUAUCAAGUAGAGAAUCCUAAUCGUUGUUCCAAGAUCCUUAACUAUAUAUUAGAACGACAGGAAUAUGCAUUUCCCGAAACCCAUGGUUGGAGAAUAAAAUUUCGAAGAAUAUUCCUUCAUCUGGGAGUACUGGGGUUCAGCUAUACAACCUUUCAGACGGUAGCAUCCACAGAGAACUAUUCUUCAAAGCAAGAGAUUCAGAAGAUAUUAGAUUUUGUUGGAACCAACCUAACCUGGCCUGACGAAGGUAGUGCACUAGACGAUGUUUUCAAGCUCUACAAUCAAACCCAACAAAGGAAGAGCUAUGUCAUGAUCGCUGCCUCCUUCCUAUUCUGGAGUAGUUUAGUCCUGGAUACGAUCAGCUACUGGACCUCGAAGAAGAACCUGAAGGAUAUCUGUGUAGUGUCUAGCAGGGUUGUUAACUUCCUGGGCUCCUUACUGGUGUUUGCCUCUGUUAUCCUAGUAGGUUUACCAGACUACCUGGAGGCAAGCCAUCUUGAUGAGAUCUGUCCCUACUGUGGGAAGGAUUUUAACAGAACAGUCAAAUAUGUUGCGGAGUUUUCUAUCGGACUCUUCUUCGCCUGUCUCUUUACUUUUCAACUCCUUCCUGUUUUAAUGACGAUUGCUCCGGCAUUGGUGAGAGCAUCCGUCCUGAUUCUAAUCCAUCCUGGACUCAGGGGUCAGGAUAAGACGACCGUUCUCAGGAUGUCGAUUUUACAGAAAGUAAUUGUUGUCUCUUCAUUAUUAAGCUUUCCAAUUACAUUUGUGAGUAUGUGUAUUGUGAACCAGCACCAACAAGAUAUUGUAGUUACAGUUCUCAUCAUCUUAUACUGGACCCUGCCUCCUCUCACCCUGUACAUAGGUUUACAUUACUCCAGGACCUACCAAAAGUACAGUAUUCUUCUCUUCGUCUACUACAUGUACAACUGUGUGUAUGUCGGCCUGGUGAUGGCGCUCCUCCUCUACUCCUUCCAGUUAGAUCAGUUCCUGGAGAUUCUCCGGAACCUGAUCCAGUCCCCGACCGUCUGGUUCGGAACCAUGGCGCAGGUUUUCCUUUGCAACGUCGUCAUCUCCGAUCUACUCUACAUGACGGUAUUCUAAGUCUUACAAAUGAAACUUUUCGAUCUGAAAACAAUUUCUGAACUUGGUGUAAGAAUGUACAGUGUACACAGAGAUAUUUAUUACUUAUUAUGAAUGGGCAACGUUUUGAGGUCUUUUAAUAAGUUCGCUUUUUCGAAACGAUUUUACUAAUCGUUAUAAAAAAAUCUUUCGAUUAAUAUUUUUGCAUAACAUAACUUGUCUAGCAUGCAAUUUUGAAAAAGGAUUUACAUCUCAGAUUCUUGUAGACCCCUCUUAAAAGUCUAUAAACUUUCAUACUUAAAAAAGGACCUCGAAAUGAUGCCCGCCAUUAUUUCUUAGAAAAUCUAAGUUUUAGUCUUAGUUGUAGCGUUCUAUGUGAUAAAAGAGGAGACAAAAUCUGAAAAUUAUAUUAGUGCUAAAUUCUUUCAAACUUGUGAUAACAUUUUCUAGUGCUUAGUAAAUUCGGAAUAAUUGAUUUGACAUUAUUGAGCAAUAAUUAGACUCAAUCACACCGUACAGGGUGUCUCAAGAAACAGGAUAUUGAACUACAGAUUUUGGGGAUUCAGAAGGUCUUUUGAAAUCCCAUAUGCCAGCUUAAUCCUGAAGGUUAAAUAAAUAAGAUUUCCUGAAUAUUGGUACUACCUGUAGACCUAGUAAAAUGAAUAAAAUUCCAUGUUUAUUUGGACACACUAUAGACCUGGUAAAAUGAAUAUAAUUCAAUGUUUAUUUUGACACCCUGUAUGCCUAGUAAAAUGAAAAUAAUUCCAUGUUUAUUGGGUCACCCUUUAUAAGACCUGGUAAAAUGAAUAUAAUUCCAUGUUUAUAUUGACACCCUGUAGACCUGCUAAAAUGAAUAUAUUUCCAUGUUUAUUUUGACACUCUGUAGACCUGGUAAAAUGAAUAUUAAUGAGAUCUAAUUAGUUUAAACCAGGCACGAGGAUAAAUUUGAAUAAGUUGAGCGCUGUAUUUAACUCAAUCUAGUUCAUCAUGUUUAGAAUAUAUAGAGAUAAACCUCAGGAACCAAGUGAUUACUCGCGUCAAACUCUGAUUAUUUAGUUCCUAUAUUUUUCCAACAUGAUGGUGUUAACAAUAGGCUAAUAUUCAUGUUUUAAAGUCUACAGGGUCUUUUGCAAAGAUGUAAACAUUAGAAAAUAAGAUUUUGAGACGAGUAAUCAGUUCAUUUGGGGUACGUAUGUUUUUUACUUAUCACACAAUUUACUGAUUUUUAGAUAAAAAACUGCGAAAAAUUUCAUUGUUUCUUAAACCGUAAUUUAUACCUUUUAUUGUGUUAUUAUUUCGCUUUUCAUAACAUUUUCCAGAUCUAUUUUUUGUUCCUUAUUCUAGAAGUCUCUGUGAUAGUGAAAAAAUGUAAAAAAAAA
Molecule: messenger RNA, 7049 nt
Organism: Eurytemora carolleeae
Lineage: Eukaryota; Metazoa; Arthropoda; Copepoda; Calanoida; Temoridae
Exons: 5
Coding region: 181-5691 (1836 amino acids)
Source: RefSeq, a predicted model, not a curated record